Mycena citricolor is the source of this 455-nucleotide messenger RNA. NCBI's taxonomy places the organism in Eukaryota, Fungi, Basidiomycota, Agaricomycetes, Agaricales, Mycenaceae. The record is from the annotation of a GenBank genome assembly.
AUGACCUCAUACCUGACCUCAUUAUUGCGUGAUCGCUACUGGUCGUAUCUCCACUGCGCGGUAUUGUCUGCGACAGGGAAUUGGGGUUAUGCGCUCACACAAGCAUUGGACAACUACAAUGACGAAAUUCAGCCCAUCCCCGGUCUCAAGGAACUACGCGGAGGUGAAGGUGUCAUUGGUCCAGAUGGCGGAUAUUAUAUGGGUGGUGUAAAUCAAGGUGAUGGUUUAGACCAAGGCUUACGGUCUAAAUUGAACCAGAUGAUUGACGACGUAGAGCCCAAUGUCAAUGGUGAUUUGCAAAAUGAACCUUCCACAUCGGAUGAUUUAUUCGCAUGGUUUUCUGAUGAAGAGGAGUCUUUAGCGGCAGCAGAGGGUGAUUGGUAGCAAUAAUUGUACUGUAUCUCUAUCUAUUCAUUGACGAGCAGUGAUGCACCCUGGCCCCGCGAUCAAUUGAU